AGAGAGAGAGAGAGAGAGAGAGAGAGAGAGAGAGAGAGAGAUGGGAAAGAAUUCAGAGAGACGUCGCCAGUUGGUUCUACUACCAUGUCCAUUCCAAGGCCACAUAAAUUCCAUGCUUCAGCUGGGCACCAUCCUCCACUCCCAGGGAUUCUCCAUCACGAUCGUUCACACCAAGUUCAACUCUCCGAAUCCUUCCACCCACCCUAAUUUCAAUUUCCUUCCGAUACCGGAUGGCUUAUCCGACAACGAUAUCUCUUCCGGUGAUACAGUAACCAUUCUAUGGGAGAUUAAUGUCAACUGCAAAUCCCAUUUCCAUGAAUGUUUGUCUCAGAUGAUGAUGGCACGACAAGGCCCACAUGACGAUGUUGCCUGCAUCAUCUACGAUGAGUUCAUGUACUUCUCCGAGGCCGUGGCUAAUUCUCUGAAGCUUCCAAGCAUCAUCUUAACCACCAUGAGUGCUGCCACUUUUCUUGCUCGCUCCGCCCUUCUCCGACUCAUGGCGGAAGGUCGCGUUCCCUUCCAAGAUUCUAUGUCGCAGGAUCCAGUUCCAGAGCUUCAUCCGCUCAGGUAUAAGGAUCUACCAAUUCCCAUGUCCGGAAAAUAUGAUACGUUUUUGAAACUAGUAUUUGAAGCCUACAAGAUUAGAACAUCUUCAGCCAUCAUUUGGAAUACCAUGGACUGCCUUGAACCAUCGUUAUUGGCACAAAUACAACAACAAUUCCAAGUUCCAAUGCUCCCCUUGGGCCCUAUGCACAAGCUUGGUCCAGCCUCCGGCAGUAGCUUAUGGAAAGAGGACACUAGCUGCAUGGCAUGGCUUGGGAAACAAUCUAAACACUCAGUUAUAUACGUAAGCUUGGGAAGCAUAGCAUCCAUGGAUGAGAAGCAACUAGCAGAAUUGGCAUGGGGACUAGCCAGCAGCCAACAUCCUUUCUUGUGGGUAGUUCGGCCAGGCUCGAUUCGUGGUUCAGAAUGGAUAGAAGCACUGCCCAAAGAUUUCAAAGAAAAUAUCGAAGAGAAAGGUUGCAUUGUGAAAUGGGCACCGCAAAAGGAAGUUUUGGCGCACGGCGCGGUGGGAGGAUUUUUGACUCAUUGUGGUUGGAAUUCAACGCUGGAGAGUAUUUUCGAAGGAAUCCCAAUGAUAUGCCGACCGUGUUUUGGAGAUCAGAGAGUAAACGCAAGGUAUGUGAGCCAUGUAUGGAAAGUAGGCUUGGAAUUGGAGAAUGAGAUGGAGAGAGGUGAGAUAGAGAGAGCCGUAAGAAAAGUAAUGGCUGAAAAGGAAGGGGAGGCCUUGAGGGAAAGAGCUAAGAAUUUGAAGGAGAAUAUUGAACUUUGCAUUAAAGAAGGUGGUUCUUCAUACAAUUCCUUGAACAGGCUGGUAGAGAUGAUCAUGUCAUGAUUUUAAUAGCACAUCUACUAUCUCAACUUUACAACAAGCUAGCCCUUUUUUCUAGAUAUGAUACUUCAUGUUAUAUUUGGACUAUGGAGGUUUAAUUUUUAAAAUAAUUUUUUUUUUCUUUUGUUGUCCCUCAUAUAGUAUUGUAUUAUAUUUUACUCCCUCUAUACCAAAGAGCUGGAUGCUUUUCUUAAUUA
Molecule: messenger RNA, 1590 nt
Organism: Alnus glutinosa
Lineage: Eukaryota; Viridiplantae; Streptophyta; Magnoliopsida; Fagales; Betulaceae
Product: UDP-glycosyltransferase 76E2-like
Exons: 2
Coding region: 41-1396 (451 amino acids)
Molecular function (GO): UDP-glycosyltransferase activity
Source: RefSeq, a predicted model, not a curated record